This is a messenger RNA of Hymenoscyphus albidus, 1436 nucleotides long. NCBI's taxonomy places the organism in Eukaryota, Fungi, Ascomycota, Leotiomycetes, Helotiales, Helotiaceae. The record is from the annotation of a GenBank genome assembly.
AUGGUAUCUUCUGGAUCAUUCGUCGCUGCAAGCGAUAUGCCUGCUGGCACACCCAAUCGUCUUGACAUGAGAAUCGGUUGUUACAUUCUUUAUGGGCUUUGUACAACUGCUGUCAUCCUUCGGUACGCCUUACUUCCUGGUAUUCUCAGCAUUCAGACUUAACAAGCCUAGUGUUUAUGCCCGUACGAUAUAUAACAAGACAAUGGGGUUCGAUGAUAUUAUGGUUAUUGCGGCUUGGGUAACAAUCUCCACCACUCUUCUCGAUUUGGCUAACUCGAUCCCUCACCAGCUCACAGAGACGAUCGUUAUCGAGGUAUCAAGAUCAUGUUUGAUCAUGGCGUUGGAUGGCAUGUUGCAGACAUCAUGACGCUCGAGAAUGCACCGGCUGUCAUUGCACGAAUGAUUUUGGUAAGUAGCUUACAUCUAUUGUGGACACCAAACCUGUAUCUCAACUCUUCUCUUGCUAAUAUUACUGAAAGUGGCCAUGGGUUGGUCAAAUCAUUUACUUCUUCAGCUUAGGAUGUAUCAAAGGAAGUAUCGUUGCGUUGUACCUUCGACUGGCAGUCACUCAAAGACAACGAUAUAUUCUUUGGGGUGUUCUGGCAUUGAUACUUACUCAAAGUCUUACAUCCACAAUUGCAAGUAUUCUCGGGGCCAGAAAUAUCUUAUAUUGUCGACUGACUUGUGAUUUUCCUCCGCAGGUUGUAGCAGCUUUCUUCUGCAGUCCGCUUAGCCAAGUCUGGACAGAUCCAACUGCUAUUGGGGGACCAACCUGUAUCGCUGUCUUGCCAUUCAACUAUUACAAUGCUGGAUUAUUCGUCGCAACAGAUAUCUUCCAUGCCACUGAACCUUUGGUUGUCAUCAAGGACUUAUAUAUGGAUAAAGAAAGGAAAUAUUCGCUCUGCAUCAUGUUUUCCCUUAGUCUUCUUGCCAUUGGAGGUACAAUCUCUCGCCAAGUAACAAAUGCAAUCGCUAUAGAGAAUACUGAAGAUUUCACAUGGUAACCACUCCCUCUACACCACUACCUCGAGUUCUCUAACCUUACCACAGGCUCUGGGCCCCAGCAGCACUCUGUUCAGUUCUCGAAUCCAGUCUUGGAAUAAUCUUUGUCUGCGUCCCUGCCAUGGCUCCCCUCUUCUUUCGCUUUAUCGGCGGCUCCACAGAGCGAUAUGUACAAACCCCCGAUCGCCCCGGAACGUUCGGUAAAAUCGGCGAGAACUUGAAUCCCAAACUUAGACCUACGGAUGAGAGCAUCCUCUGCGUUACAAAAGUGACGGCCGUUGAUCCCAUGGACCGCGGCGCGGAUUCAGAAAGAGGAGGAGCGUAUGAGAUGGAUGAGAGGAGUGGUGAUGAGAAGUUUACGACGGGUGAUGAUGGAAGUGAGAAGACGUUUAUCAUUCAGGCAAAGCAUGGACAUAAUGUUGAGAGAGCGAUGA